Messenger RNA from Colletotrichum abscissum, 621 nucleotides. RefSeq lists its product as uncharacterized. The annotation marks the transcript as partial. The record is from RefSeq and is a predicted model, not a curated record. The transcript has 2 exons. Lineage: Eukaryota; Fungi; Ascomycota; Sordariomycetes; Glomerellales; Glomerellaceae.
AACAGCCGAAAACGCAGUAGUAGACACUGCGAAUGCUCAGACAUUCACAGUCCAAGGCCUUGGCUGCUGCUGCCAGCACUCCAGGACUCGGCCUCGUCUGCUGGGCCGUGCGGCUUUUUGCAAACACUAAUCAUUGUUACCCAACAUCCAGGGUCAAGGACUCGGGACUCCAAUUUCAAGGAUUUCAGCAGGGCGAAAGCUCAGAGAAUGGAGAGUGAACAGAGUCACCGCUCGGGCUGGCGCGCCCACUGCUGCAGGUUAGCCGUGUCAAUGUCAUCCAUCAUGUCAUCCUCGAUGGAUGAUGGCCAUCGGGUAAGGGCAAGAAAGGGUCCAGUCCUCCCCUCCAUCAGUGGUCUCUCCAAUCUCCAUCAAAGACAGAUACCUGCCCGGAAAUCAAUAAUAAUAGCCAAGGUACCAGAGAUGGCUUCCGACUGCAUCAGCCCAGUGGCUGCUACCUCCGGGUCUUCGGAACAGACGGCUCAUUGUCGACUCCCUGCCUCGUCUUCGUCUUCGUCGCUACUUUUGUCCUCUCUCCAUUCCUCCCUUUCUCUCUGUCUUGUCUCGUCUCGUCUGGACUCUGGGCAACCAUCCCACAUAUCGACAUCCACACGACAUCCUUAG